Messenger RNA from Acanthamoeba castellanii str. Neff, 1164 nucleotides. RefSeq names its product Mad3/BUB1 region 1 family protein. The record is from RefSeq and is a predicted model, not a curated record. The transcript is spliced from 6 exons. The coding region runs from base 1 to 1164 and encodes 387 amino acids. Gene Ontology annotation, biological process: mitotic spindle assembly checkpoint signaling. Lineage: Eukaryota; Discosea; Longamoebia; Acanthamoebidae.
AUGGCUGACGAAUUGCUGAAGAAGGAGAACGAGGAGCCCACGGAAGUGGUGGAGCUUUCGGACUGGGAACACUGCAAGGAAAACAUUGUUCCGCUUCGUAGGGGUCGCAACGCUCGCCAACUGGCCGCUGUCUGCUCGUUGGACGGUGCGGAGAGUGCCGUGGACGCGAGGAUCGAAGCGCAGAAAAAAGCUUGGGAGGACGAAAUCGCCAACUACUCUGGCGAAGAUCCUUUGGAUCUGUGGGCACGGUAUGUGGACUGGGCACAGCAGAGCCUGGUGGCAGAUGACAGCCGCCAGCAGCUCAUCUCCCUCAUCGAACGGUGCACCAAGGUGUUCUCGGGCGAGGCACUGCCGCGCUACCGUGAGGACCCCCGCCUGCUUCGCCUCUGGCUCGCCUACGUGUUUAACUACCUGAAGAGCAACAAGAUCGGCGAGAAGGAAGCCGUCUUCUACGAGCGAUGGGCCUCCGCCCUCGAGUUUCGAGGCAAUCAGGCCCUCUGCCAGAAGGUCUACGAAGCCGGCAUCCUCAAGGGAGCUCACCCCGUGGACUGGCUCAAGACCCGGCAAAAGGCAUUUCAGAAGCGUCUCAUCGAGAAGAUCAAGCCCACCGCUGCCCAAGGAGGGCUCUCAGCCUCUUCAUCUGCUUCAGCGCUCUCCUCGGCUCGUCGGCCAGCCCUCGCGCCUCUGUCCUCCUCCUCCUCUGCAGCUCGCGCCCCCAUGACCGGCCUCCGACCCUCGACCCAGGCUACCGGCAUGCAGGCCUCACGCACUUCGACGCUGGGCAUGGCCAGUGGUGGCGUGCGACUCGGGUCGAUCGCAUCGAGGCCCGUGACCUCGUCGACCUUUGCUUCGGCACCCAACGGCAAGACCGUCAAGUCAGAGAUCUACGUUGAUCCCUCGCACUCAGGAGACAACAAGAGCAACAAGAGCAGCGUUAACGUCAACACCAAAGAGGGCCAGCUUCCCCACGUGGCUUCGGCCGCACCCGCAGCCGGCCUCACCACCGAGGGCAAGUGGUGUACCCUGGCGCCCCUGCAGGAGCGCCAGAAGGAGAAUCGGCCUCUGCCUCAGAAGUGGAGCGAGACCACGCUGCCCCAGAAGACGAAGGCCAAGCCAUCUACAACGGAGAGCUUUUCCAUCUUCGUGGACGACGAGUUCCAGUAA